Molecule: messenger RNA, 2669 nt
Organism: Schistosoma spindalis
Lineage: Eukaryota; Metazoa; Platyhelminthes; Trematoda; Strigeidida; Schistosomatidae
Source: the annotation of a GenBank genome assembly
AGCUACGGUGUCUUUUCAACUUUAUUUACUGCAACGUUGAUAUGGCUGUUUAGAAUUUUCACACUAUCUGCUUUUAGUUCCUUUUUCCAGACUUUAUAAACUCAAAACCUCCCAUUACUCACACUACUUUGCAUACAAUGCUAAUACACAAAGCACCCAUUAGUUGAACUCAAACUACUGCAAUUGGAAACAGCCGUAUUUAAAAGAUGUUCGAUCUAACAAUUACUGAUUGAUUAGCUGAACAAGUUCAUAUAGUCGGUCGAUCACAACUACUUGAUAGUUUUUCAACCUAGUAAUUUAUUCGUAUCUCAUCUGAAGAUUUGCUUUUGUGAGAAUUCCAGCUACUCGUUUGAGCUUCACAUUUGUAGGGUUGUAAUGCAACCGUUAGAAGAAACGGACAACGUAAAAGUCGCCGUGCGGUGCCGGCCAAUGGAUAAGAAAGAAAUUGCGAUGAACUGUCAGUCUGUGAUUUCGGUGAGUGAACUAGAUGGAUGUGUGACAUUAAGGCGCACAAGUUCGUGUGAUGACCCUCCAAAGCAAUUCACUUUCGAUCUUGUUUUCGGCUGUGGCAGCAAACAAACUGAUAUUUACAACAUGGUAGCUAGACCAAUUGUUGAUAAAGUUUUAGAAGGAUAUAAUGGAACUAUAUUUGCUUAUGGACAAACAGGUACUGGAAAAACAUUUACAAUGGAAGGGAUCAGGUCCGAGCCAGAACUGAGAGGUAUUAUUCCAAAUUCAUUUGCCCAUAUAUUUGGGGCAAUCGCGAAAGCUGAUGCGAAUACGAGAUUUCUGGUUCGUGUUUCAUAUCUGGAGAUAUAUAAUGAAGAGGUUAGAGAUCUUCUUGGAAAAGAUCAAUUUGCACGUUUGGAUGUUAAGGAGAGACCAGAUAUUGGUGUGUAUGUUAAAAACCUAUCUUCGUUUGUUGUACACUCCCCAAAUGAAAUGGAUAAAUUGAUGUCAUUCGGAAACAAAAAUCGUGUCACUGGUGCAACUAAUAUGAACGAGCAUAGUUCACGUUCACAUGCAAUUUAUACAAUAACAAUUGAAUGUAGCGAACAUUCGGAGAAGAAUAAAACAUUACUUCGUCAAGGGAAAUUACACUUAGUUGAUUUGGCUGGAUCUGAAAGACAAGCAAAAACUGGUGCAACUGGGAAACGUUUACAAGAAGCGAAUAAGAUAAAUUUAUCGUUAACUACAUUGGGUAAUGUAAUUUCUGCAUUGGUCGAUGGUAAAUCAACACACAUACCAUAUCGUAAUUCCAAAUUAACCCGACUAUUACAAGAUUCACUAGGUGGAAACUCUAAAACUGCUAUGAUAGCAAAUAUAUCACCAGCCGAUUAUAAUUUUGAUGAGUCAUUGAGUACAUUAAGAUAUGCGAAUCGGGCAAAAAAUAUAAAGAAUAAAGCGAAGAUAAAUGAAGAUCCAAAAGAUGCAAUGCUACGUCAAUUCCAAAAAGAAAUCGAACAACUCCGUAAGCAGUUGGAAGAAGGUGGCAUACCUUCAGACCCAAAAAAUGCGGAAGAACAAAAUAGUGAUGAUGAUAAUGAUGGAAAUGGUACAAGUGAUCACAAUGACCAAGAAAACAGAUCGAAGAAGUCAAAAGGAAAUACAGUAAAACUGAGUAAACAAAAAAUGGCUGAAAUUCAACGUAUGAUUGAAGCUGACAGACGUAAGUUAGAAGAAGAGAAGGAUAUGGCUAUCGAGGAACGAAACCGUAUUCAGAAACAUCUUGAGACCAAAGAAAAUGAAUUAAGACAAGUUGAAGUAACUCGUCAUAAUCUAACAAAACGCAUGGAAGCAUUACAAAGUCGUAUAAUUGUUGGAGGUGAAAAUUUAUUAGAAAAAGCUGAAAUACAAGAAAAAUUAUUAGAAAAAUCAGCAAUUGAAUUACAAAAACAACAAUUACGUGCGGAACAAUUACAUCAAAAAUUAAAAGAAAAAGAAGAAGAACGUAUCAAUAUUGAAGAAAAAUAUAAUAAUCUACAGAUCUGCCAAUAUCAAAUUGAUGCAACUAUGGACAAAAAGUUGUAUGUUGAACAUCAAGCACUAAAUAACAUUGUGUAACCUUUAAUUGACGAUAUUCUGUGGUUCUUAUCAAAGCAACAGUUUUACACAUAGUUUCAGUCAAAUGAAGUAUUUUAACAGGAAGAAGCUGCCGGGAAGCGUAAAAAAUUACGUAAAUUAAGUACAAUAUAUUUGCAAGCCAAGUCGGAACUUGAAGAUAUGAAAAAUGAACACGCUCGUGAAAUGGAAGGCUUAGUAGAUAAUAUACGUCAAUUGGAAAGAGAAUUGGCUCGUUAUGCUCUAAUUAUCGAUCGAGUUAUUCCACAACCAUACCAGGCUCUCAUUGAACAAAAUGUACAGUGGAACGAAGAUAUAGGUGAAUGGCAAUUAAAAUGCGUAGCAUACACAGGAAAUAAUAUGCGAAAACCUGAAAAGCAAACACCUGAACCUGUAAGUUCCAAACUUUUAUUUUCCUUUAGCAACUUAAAAGAACACUGACUUAUUGUAACUAUCAGUUCAGAGUAGUAACAAACUGUCACUUACAUGCAUCUCUUUAAUAUAAAGGAACAUAAUUGAUAAUUUAAUUCACUUCAACUACUUGAAAUAUACAGUGAUGAUUAAAUUACGUCUACAAGUAAAAAUGGAGCAUAAUUAUUCUAAAAAAA